UGGGCUGGCUCAAGAAUGUCUGGGUUGUAUUUGGGCUGUCAAAGGCCCGGUCUAAACUUGUUUCGACUCUCUCAUACGAAAGGAUGGUUCAAGAACCCUAGCGCUCUUGAAGGACAUUUGCGCCGAGUUGUUGGCACCAACGGAGGAAGAAUGGGUAUCGAUUUGGUUGCCGGAGGUAAGAGCAAGAAGACCAAGCGCACUGCUCCAAAAUCAGAUGACAUUUACCUAAAGCUCCUCGUCAAGUUGUAUCGGUUUCUCGUGCGGAGGACUGGUAGCAAGUUCAAUGCGGUGAUACUGAAGCGUCUCUUCAUGAGCAAGGUCAACAAGCCACCGCUCUCACUCUCUCGGUUGGUUCGUUUCAUGGAGGGAAAGGGUGAUAAGAUUGCCGUGGUGGUUGGGACAAUAACUGAUGAUGUCAGAGUCUAUGAAGUUCCUACCUUAAAGGUAACAGCACUGAGGUUUACAGAGACUGCAAGGGCAAGGAUUGAGAAGGCUGGUGGAGAAUGCUUAACCUUUGAUCAACUUGCUCUGCGAGCCCCUCUUGGUCAGAACACGGUUCUUUUUAGAGGCCCAAAGAAUGCUCGUGAAGCAGUGAAGCACUUUGGACAUGCUCCUGGUGUGCCCCACAGCCACACUAAACCCUAUGUUCGAUCAAAAGGAAGGAAAUUUGAGAGGGCUAGAGGAAGAAGAAAGAGCAGGGGCUUCAAAGUUUAAGUUUUUCUACUCAUCCGGAGAAAAUGCUGAGCUAUUGACCAACUUAAUACAAAUCCAUGAUGCAUCUAUUUCCCAACAUGCAGUUGUUCGUUUCCCUUUUGUCCCGUUAAAGCAAACAGUUUACAUUUGUCUUAGCAGGUUCCUGUCUGUGUCUUCUUUUGGAUAUUUUGUUUUUAAGGAUGUGUUUUUAAAUGUUUAAUGUUCCCUGCUGCCUGUUAUUGUGUUA
Molecule: messenger RNA, 940 nt
Organism: Tripterygium wilfordii
Lineage: Eukaryota; Viridiplantae; Streptophyta; Magnoliopsida; Celastrales; Celastraceae
Product: 60S ribosomal protein L18-2-like
Exons: 5
Coding region: 16-714 (232 amino acids)
Biological process (GO): translation
Cellular component (GO): ribosome; cytosolic large ribosomal subunit
Molecular function (GO): structural constituent of ribosome; RNA binding
Source: RefSeq, a predicted model, not a curated record